This is a messenger RNA of Solenopsis invicta (red fire ant), 1748 nucleotides long. It is a transcript of the gene Pus1, whose product is annotated as tRNA pseudouridine synthase A. NCBI's taxonomy places the organism in Eukaryota, Metazoa, Arthropoda, Insecta, Hymenoptera, Formicidae. The transcript has 6 exons. Gene Ontology annotation, biological process: mRNA pseudouridine synthesis; tRNA pseudouridine synthesis. The record is from RefSeq and is a predicted model, not a curated record. Gene Ontology annotation, molecular function: pseudouridine synthase activity; RNA binding. Bases 182 to 1681 code for a protein of 499 amino acids. Gene Ontology annotation, cellular component: nucleus.
ACGAGUCGGUCGGUUAGGCGGGACGGCGAAAGGUCGCGGCGUGUUGCGACGCAUUUCAGCUCGCAGCCUCGUCGUCCCGAGUACGAGUUUUUGAUGCGAACGAGUGUUUCGAGAGUGUCGUGGAAUGUCGAAAAUGAAGUGAAAUAUCGGGCGUUCGUGCCAUCAUCCGUCGUCGGAUACGAUGCAUGGUGCGAAGUCGUAUCGCGUUCAAUCAUGUUUCGUAUCUUCUCCUGUCUUCUCCGUUGCCUCGUAUUCUCAGUUUUCGACGAGCGUGAGUACCAAGAAUGUCGAAAACGAAGGAUCGCGCGUUCGCGCCAAGUGUGAAUCAAGACGAAUCGUCGUGAGAAGAAUCUUGGAUCUCGAAUGUUCGGCUGCUGCUGCCGAGAUGGAGCUGGACGGAGCGACCAGCGGCGAACGCACUACAUCAGCUGCAAUGCAUCCGACGGCUGACACUGAAGUAGAUGCCAAUGUAAAUACUACUAUGCAUGGAACUAAAAGACUCAUGGACGAUAGCAAUGAGAAUGAAGCAAAGGUACAGAAGACAGAAGAAAUAGUACAGAAGCAGACAGAAGCGACAAAGGCAGAGGUGGUACAAAGAAUUAAGAGAAAAAAUCAUGCCAUGUUACUGGGCUACAUUGGCAAAGACUAUUAUGGCAUGCAAAGAAAUCCUAAUAUGAAAACUAUUGAGGAAGAUUUGAUUACCGCCUUACUAAAGGCAGAUUUGAUAAAUACAGAACAAUUUGAGAAUAUACGUUCAAUAAAUUUUCAAAGAGCUGCACGUACGGAUAAAGGAGUGUCGGCGAUUAGACAGAUUGUCUCAAUGAAACUACCGGAGAAUAUUGACAAAGCAGUAAUAAAUCAGUUUUUACCUGAUGCAAUCAGAGUAUUUGGAAUAAAACGAGUAACAAAAGGUUUUAAUAGUAAAAACCAAUGUGAUGCACGUACCUACAGAUACAUCAUUCCUUCCUUUGCAUUUGCAUUAGAAGAUCAGAGUUUGUUAAAACUUGGAGAGGAAGUUAACGAAGACGAGAGAAUCAAACAGUUAUCAAUUAUUGAUGAAAAGCCGUACACUGACUACAGAUUAUCUCCAGAAUCUUUAGAUAGAUUAAAUUCAAUUUUAAAGCUUCUGGAAGGUACUAACAACUUUCAUAACUUUACAUCGAAAGUAAAACCGUUAGAUCCACGUGCGAAACGUUAUAUAAUCAGUUUCUGCUGCGUAGAGACGUUUGUUUCAAACGGAAUAGAAUUUGCGGUCUUAGAAGUUAAAGGACAAAGUUUCAUGCUGCAUCAAAUUCGAAAAAUGGUAGCGCUUGUAGUCGCGAUUGCGAGGAAUAUGGUACCCGAAGAGACAAUCAACGAAGCGUUAAAAACUAUGGACAAAAUGGAUAUACCACUUGCACCUAGUUUAGGAUUGUGUCUGUGUCAUGUGCAUUACGAUCAUUAUGGUAAAAGAUAUGGCACGGAUGGCCUCCAUGAAGCAUUAGAUUGGAAGGAAUGUGAAGAAGAAGUAGAAAUGUUUCAGAAGGCAUAUAUUUUGCAACAUAUGGUGAACACCGAAAUUUCAGAACAAACAACCUUGAAAUGGCUAGCAGGCCUUCCUUUUUAUUCCUUUAGUAACAGAGAUAUACUACCUGUGGAAGAUGAAAAACAAGAGGUAGAGGUCGUGCAUAAUGAUGUUUAGGUAUAAACUAGCUGUUUCUGUAUCAAAUACAGUAAAAAAAAAAUAAAGUUUUUAAAUUAUUAUUAAA